UGGCCCACGUGCCUCAUAAAACCCAGAACAAAAACAUCACGAGUGACUGCUUGGAAAGACAGCACAUGGUCGUGGCUGGCAGCUGCUUUUGCAAGUGGACACGACACGACCCGAGCCAGACCUCUGAGCUCGCUUCCAAACUUAAAACGUUGAAGUGCUGGCCACCGUCAAUUUUUAGAAGACUUGGGAGUGCUUGCGCGAAAACUGACAGUGAGCAUUGCAUUUUGAGGGCUUUUUUAAUUUUUUAUUUAAAAAAAAAUUUUUUUCUUCCCCCCUCCCAAAAAAAAAAGAUCUCGAUAAACUCCGUUGGCUGCGCCAACCAAAAAAAGAUAACAUGUCGACUAACAAAGUGAAGAGCUGCCCUAUUCCCACCAGGGUUCUCACCCUGAAAGACUGGUCUCAACUUCCCGACUGCUACAGCCAGACGCCCGGGGGGACUCUCUUCUCCACUACGCCCGGUGGUACCCGCAUCAUCUAUGACAGGAAGUUUCUCUUGGAUUGCAGAAAUUCCCCUCUUGCACGCACCCCACCAUGUUGUCUCCCGCAGAUCCCUGGGGUGACAUGCCCUGCUACUCACCCUGUGAGCAAGCUGCAGGAUGUCAAAGAAGAGGUUGAAGAGGAAGAAAAGGACAUUACAGAUGACAACCAGUUUGACAUGGACAUCUGAGCUCCAGUUUUACCUCCUGUGGAGAGUCAUCUAUCAAACCACCUCCUUGGUCAGUACUGACCGAAAAGCGUUGCCUAUAUGCUUUUUUUUCGUUUUUUAAAACAAAGGCUUUUCUGUGGAACCAAAAAGAAUGGAAACUAGAAAAGUAGGGUGUUUUUGACCCUAAGAAGUGUUUAGCUUAGACAUGGUACAGGAUCGGGUUGCUUGCUCAGUUGAGCGACAGCAGGAUUUGAAAAGAAUCAAUUUUGAUUUCACUUUUUUAAUAUCUUUUGUAUAUAAUACAAUGUACUAUGUAUCUUUUUUUAAGUUGGCAAAUACAAGAUUACAAGAUAAUUUACAUUACAGUGGAUGUACAUUACAGUCAGCCUUUGAACUGGAGGCCUUUUUUUUUUACAUUGUUUUUCUUUUUUCUUUUUGUGUGUGUUUUUAUUCGUUUCCCUUACUGUAUAAGGCACUCUGCAUUUGCCAGUGUCUACUUUCUUUUAAGGGUCAAGGCCUACCAUACUGAAAAUCUGCUCCAAUUUUUAUGGAGGGAUGGAUUAAAUGUGAGUAAUUCCAAAUAAAGGCUGUUCAAAAAAAACUAUUUUAUUGUACAGUGGGUACGGAAUGUUUUCAAACCCCCUUACAUUUUUCAUUCUUUGUUAUAAUGCAGCCAUUUGUUAAAAUCAUUUAAGUUCAUUUUUUUCCUCAAUGUACACACAGCACCCCAUAUUGACAAGAAAAAAAACAUAAUUGUUGAAAUCUUUGCUGAUUUAUUGAAAAAGAAAAACUGAAAUAUCACACAGCCGUAACUAUUCAGACCCUUUGCUGUGACACUCAUAUAUUUCUUCUGAUCAUCCUUAAGAUGGUUCUACAUCUUCAUUGGAGUCCAGCUGUGUUUGAUAAUACUGAUUGGACUUGAUUAGGAAAGCCACACCCUUGUCUGUAUAAUACCUUACAUCUCACAGUGCAUGUCAGAGCAAAUGACAAUCAUGAGGUCAAAGGAACUGCCUGAAGUGCUCAGAGACAGAAUUGUGGCAAGGCACAGAUCUGGCCAAGGUUACAAAAAAAAUUCUGCUGCACUUAAGGUUCCUCCAUAAUCCUGAAAUGGAAGAUGUUUGGGACGAUCAAAACCCUUCCUAGAGGUGGCCGUCCGGCCAAACUGAGCAAUUGGGGGAGAAGAGACUUUGUGAGAGAGGUAAAGAAGAACCCAAACUGUGGAUGAGCUCCAGAGAUGCAGUCGGGAGAUGGACAAAAGUUAGAGAAAGUCAACCAUCACUGCAGCCCUCCACCAGUUGGAGCUUUAUGGCAGAGUAGCUCGAUGGUAGCCUCUCCUCAGUGCAAGACACCUGAAAGCCCGCAUGGAGUUUGCUAAAAAAAAAAAAAAAAAGGACUCCAAGAUGGUGAGAAAUAAGAUUCUCUGGUCUGAUGAGACCAAUAUAUAAAUUGUUGGCCUUAAUUCUAAGUGACGUGUGGAGAAAACCAGACACUGCUCAUCACCUGUCCAAUACAGUCCCAACAGUGAAGCAUGAUGGUGGCAGCAUCAUGCUGUGGGGGUGUUUUUCAGCUGCUCAAAACCUCAGACUGGGCAGAAGGUUCACCUUCAAGAAAGACAAUGACCCUAAGCACACAGCUAAAAUACAGAAGGAGUGGCUUCAGAACAACUCCGAUAGCUGGGAUAGGCUCAGCAUACCCGCGACCAUUGUGAGGAUAAAAGCCAGAGAGGAAAUGGAUGGAUGUAUGCUUGUUAAUUAGCCAAUGUGUUUGUGUUGGUCGUUCUGGCACAAUCAAGCUGCUCCUUUCAACUCCCACAUUCUGGAGGUGAUCUCUGAUAAGCUUCUGUGGAGUCGAGCUUUGUCAUUUUGGAGGAUAGUAUUUUGAUCCUAAACGGUGGAUUUGUGGGAUUGUCACUGGUUGGGAAAUCUCAUCUGGAUAUCACUGCAUUUUGAUUACUUUGAAUGAUGAUCUAACCAUACAGUCCACCUUCCAUAGGCAACGUCUUAACUCAUAGCAUAUUGUUGUUGCAACCCUAUGAACCUGUAUGCAGCCUGUACCAGAUUGUCUACAUACAGUAUGCACAUGUCGCAGGUCUUCACGUUUUAUUGAAGGGAGAGUUAGCCAACAAUUUAUUUGCACUCAGGGGUACAGUACCUGGAUCUCAAGUCAAUAGCAACAGCAGAAUAAGAUGUUUUUACAAGAGUGUAUUACACAGACUGUUCUCAGCAGUUUUUUUAAUCCCACAAAUGCAUGUUCCUUAAAAAUGAGGCAUCAUGAAUACAACCCCGAUUGCAAUGACAUACCUGGCGUAUGUAUGCAGUUGAUUGUUUUCUUCACUGGUGGUGUUUUGUUUAACCUCAACUCUUAUAGACUUAGGGUGUACACAUAGCCAAUCUGCAAAUUGGUAUAAGAAAUUAUACAUUGAUGACAAUGCAGAGUUUUGAUGGAAGUAUCCAUUUAAAUAGAUGCUGUAUGUAUUUUCAGUGUUGUCGAACUGAUCUGCAACAUGAGUAUGAGAGGCGUUUCUAAUUUGUUGCUUGAUUAUUUACAUGCGUGCUGGAAGGUGAGGAGAAAUAAAGUUUCAUCUGCCUUCUAUAAACUAGAAGGGCAACGGUGCUUGUUCAUGUUCCAGGCCUCCCAAACUGCAUCAGUUUGUAGGGGGGUGAGGCACUGAUCUGUAGCUUAAGAGAGGGGCUGGUCUUAAGGAAUGAGGGCAGCUGCAGCCUAACGGACAUACAAAUUGCAAACUCUGCAAUGCUGUGGUAGGGUGUGACACAUUUAGGUAUUUUUACCAGCACUCAUCUCAGACAUUCUAUAUUAACCAUUUCCCCAAAAAUGAUGUUGAGGGUUUUGUACAAAACUGGUGACACUAUUAUCAUCAACAAUGUAAUGUAAUGUAGGUCUGUUCACUAUUCAUGUCAUGACAACGGACCACUAUGCAUUCCAGUUUAAGGAUGUACAGUAGGUCAUCAGCUGUUCUUUUCUCAUGAUAAUUCAUCCAUGAGCUAAAACUGUCAUGUAUUGCAUUUUGUCAUGUAUCACACAAACUGGUACUCCAAAGUGUCUGUUUACCAAUUUGGUGACUAAACCGUUCAAAUCGUUGUAUGUUCAUUAUGCCUUCAUGCAGCAUGCAAAGUAAACAUCACUUUGCCUGACAGCAAAUACUGGAAUGUGCCGUUUUCUAAAGCCAUGUGAUAAGAUUGGAUUUUUCUCAUUCA
Phyllopteryx taeniolatus (common seadragon) is the source of this 3861-nucleotide messenger RNA. RefSeq names its product eukaryotic translation initiation factor 4E binding protein 3, like (gene eif4ebp3l). The transcript has 3 exons. The record is from RefSeq and is a predicted model, not a curated record. Gene Ontology annotation, biological process: negative regulation of translational initiation. NCBI's taxonomy places the organism in Eukaryota, Metazoa, Chordata, Actinopteri, Syngnathiformes, Syngnathidae. Gene Ontology annotation, cellular component: cytoplasm. Bases 335 to 667 code for a protein of 110 amino acids. Gene Ontology annotation, molecular function: eukaryotic initiation factor 4E binding.